Nothobranchius furzeri (turquoise killifish) is the source of this 1908-nucleotide messenger RNA. It is a transcript of the gene ltv1, whose product is annotated as LTV1 ribosome biogenesis factor. The record is from RefSeq and is a predicted model, not a curated record. Lineage: Eukaryota; Metazoa; Chordata; Actinopteri; Cyprinodontiformes; Nothobranchiidae. Gene Ontology annotation, cellular component: preribosome, small subunit precursor; cytosol; nucleus. Gene Ontology annotation, biological process: ribosomal small subunit biogenesis; ribosomal small subunit export from nucleus.
CGCAGUCUGUAACUGUCGCAAAGUUGGCAAAGAGGAAGUGACGUAAAAUAUGCGCAUGCGUGUUACGGAUCGGGUUUCCGGCACGGGCAUCGCCGUCAGCGUGGAAAGACGUUACUUGUGUUUUAUGUGAAAGGUCGCUGUGUCUAACAGAUACACGGAGGUCGAGUUUUUAUAAACAUUAAAUCAGUGUCAGCUGCUGAAGGAGACGUUUGUGAUUCCAGCACAAAAUGCCUCAUCGAAAGAAGAAAUCAUUCAUCGAAAAGAAGAAAGCGGUGACCUUUCACCUGGUCCACAGGAGUCAGAGGGACCCUUUGGCUGCAGAUGAAACAGCACCACAGCACGUCCUCCUGCCUGCCACUAAGGCAGAGGCAGAGAAGAGGCGUGAGGAGCAGAGACAGUUUGGUGUUUUCUUCGAUGAUGAUUAUGACUACCUGCAGCACCUGAAGGAGGCGUCGGGCCCCUCAGAGCUGGUCACAGCUGAACCCACGAUUCACCGCCGACAUGAAGAAGAUGAGGAGUGUGAAAAGAUUACAGACAAGAAUGUUCCUGAAGCUUCUAUCCACCUGCCCUCUUCAGUGUUCGCCUCAGAGUUCGAGGAAGAGGUGGGACUUCUGAACAAAGCUGCACCUGUUUCAGGACCCCGACUGGACAUGGACCCAGAUAUCGUGGCAGCUCUGGAUGAAGACUUUGACUUCAGCAACCCUGACAACAUGCUAGAGGACGACUUCAUCAUCAGAGCCAACUGUGCAGCCGGAGGCUGGGUGGAAGGACGUGACGACGACGACGAUGAUGAUGAUGAGUGGGAGGACACGGACGAUGGAGACUUUGACUCAGAAGGAGGAUUUUCAGGAGAUGAACACGCUGAAGGAGGUGGUGGAGAGUUGCUGUUCAUGGACGAGGAGACGAAGAGUCGCUUCACAGAGUACUCCCUGUCUUCGUCUGUGAUGAGGAGGAACCAGCAGCUCACCCUGCUGGACGAGCGCUUUGAAAAGUUUUACCAGCAGUUUGACGAUGACGAGAUUGGCGCUCUGGACAACGCUGAGCUGGAAGGUUUCAUCGCUCCAGACAGCGAGCGCUUGGAGGUGGUCAUCAGAGAUUACUUCACACAGAAAGCUAGAGUCUCCCUGAGACCUGAAGACCUGGGUCCUAAAGAGCUACCUGUCGUGAACGAAGAGGUGGAAGAAGAAGAGAUGGAGACCCUUGUUGUGGAGGCUCCACAGGACAAGUGGGACUGUGAAACCAUCAUCAGUACUUACUCCAACCUGUACAACAGGCCCAAGGUCAUUGAAGAACCAUCAAAGCCAAAGCCCCUCCGUGUCUCCAGUAAGACCGGCAUUCCUCUGGACGUCCUCCCCACCAGAGGUCUCACAGCCAAACAGGAAGAACGGAUGACGAGAAUCAACAACUCAGACCUGCCGCGAGUCUCCACUCAGACCCGGAACAAGGAGGAGAGCACAGAGGAGAGGAGGUCGAGGAAACAGGCCAUCAAGGAGGAGCGCAAGGUCAGAGGUUACGGUCAGGAACUGGGUGUUUUUCUGCUGCUGCUCCACCUCCGUAGAGACCAGCUCCAACAUUUCCUCAGUCAUUGGCCUGUCUUAGAAGUUCUUGAUGAGGGACAUUAGUGUUCUUAGGACAACAACCUGAGGAAGAGCUGCAGUCUGCUGGAGUACUCGUGUCAGCUGGAACAUCUCAUCCUGACUGUCUCUCUUUUCUGUCCAGGAGAGAAGAGUAGAGAAGAAAGCCAACAAGAUGGCGUUCAAGGAGGAGAAAGCUCGUCAGGAGAAGCAGAUGUUACAUCUGAGAACAAACAUUCAGGGUGUGAAGCUUUAGUGUCAGUGGACUGGGUCAGAACGUUUCCAUCAUGUUCUACUGGAGCUUCUCUCUCUCUAAUAAAACAGCUUUGUGACA